Messenger RNA from Caenorhabditis remanei, 279 nucleotides. RefSeq lists its product as uncharacterized. Lineage: Eukaryota; Metazoa; Nematoda; Chromadorea; Rhabditida; Rhabditidae. Bases 1 to 279 code for a protein of 92 amino acids. The transcript has 2 exons. The record is from RefSeq and is a predicted model, not a curated record.
AUGCAACAACUCCUAGCAGCUCUCUUGAUAGCAUCUGCUCUCUUAUACAUACCCAUGUAUAUCAGUGUUCGGAAAUUAGGAGUUUUGAGUUCUGUGCAGCAGAAUCAACCACAACGAUACAUUUUCUGGCAGACAUUAGUAGUGAGUGUCGGCAAAAUUAUCACACUCCUACCAAUCUGUAUCUACUCAAUCACCGGUGCAAACGACGCGGAUGAUGUGAGAAUUGAUGUUCUUACAACUGCGCUAUACCGAAAUCCCCUCUUGUCUCUUUUUCUCUGA